UAUCUCUACCAGCCAUAUCAUGGCCUGCAAGGCUCUGCGCUUUCCUAAUCGUCUCUUUCAUUAUCAUCUAGCACUUCGUUGGUCUCAUGCUCGUACUGUGUCGCAGACUCACCCCACAAGACCUUCAUGUACAACGGCACAGGAUCUACUUGUUAACCACGUCAACUCCCUUUGACACUUCCGCUGACAUCAAUGCUCCUCUCAUGCUCACGCAAGCAAGUCAAUGCUUAAGCCUAAAUCCUCAUAUACUAUAGUCCUGUUCACGAUAUGGAAUCACGAAUCCGCAAGCUGUUUCAUUCUCGGAGAUCGAAAUCUCAGCACCAUGCCGACCACUCCGAGCUAGAUCUACACAGUAUUCCUUACACUACGGCGACACCCCAGAGUCGCCUGCCAGUUAUCAUUAGCCAUGCUUUACGAAGGUCUUCCCUUGGAAAGCGUCAAAGUGACCUUACGACAGAUCUUCGAUCUUUCUCGUACCAAUCUACCCUCCCGGGCAAGCCGCCUCAACUGGGAGAACGACCUCAGCGAGGCAAUGGACCGGUGAAAUUUCAGACAAGCCGUCGGCUGAGCUCCGGCGAGGUUCUCAUCAGCCAACACGAUUACGAUCGAACAUUGGAAGACAUUCGACAAGGCGAUAUUAUCCUCGCCGGCAAAGAGCGAAAGAACCCACGGGCAUUGUCACAGCCUUCAGCGUCAAUGCCACGACCGAGACUGGCAGUCCUCUCAAGUGCUCCCAACUCACCACGGUCGCAGUCGGCUUUCAGUCCAGUGCGCCAACUAGCGGACCAAUCCCCCCAAAAUGAAUACUACCCACGAUCGCCCCCGGCAUCGUCCAACUUCAUGCACGAGCGUCAGUGGUCGGUUGAACAAUCCUAUCCCUCCGCUGUGUCUGGCCCAGAAGUUAUGGGCCUCGGCAUAUCCAGUCCAACGCAUUCGCUCUUUCCACGUCACAUGGCUUCCACCGCAUCUCUACUCGAGCCUCAUGAAGAAGGCAAUCCUACUCUACAGGCCUUGUGGAGGGCAGAGCACAGUCGCCUUACCUCCAUAUAUGGGGAGGAUGGUGUGGAGGGUGCCAUAUCGGAACUCGAAAAGUGUAGGAGUCCGUCCACCAGUCAUUAUGAUUCAAGAUCAAUGACACCAUUCAUCUUGGACCCAUCUCCGUCAUCGACUGUAUCACUGCAACAAAGUCCAUGUCUACAACAUGACUUUGGGAGAGCCAGAACUCCGCUCAGAAGUCAUAUGUCGACUUCGAACCUUGAGCUUGGGUAUCGUGAUGAUAACUCUGAUGGCUCCUCUCGUAAUCGACAUUCUUUUCUCUCCAACAGCGGAGGAUCUUCCUUUUUCACUACACGGACCAGCAUGGUAGAGGAGUCUCCGAUGACUAGAGAUGAUCUCCGAAGAAUAGUCGAUGAUAUGCGAAUGACGUACCUCCAGGCGCUUGAGGCUGAGGUGCCUCCCCCAUUAGAGAGAUUGCCUGACCUACCGAUUCCCAAAUCUAGGGUCAAAAAGCAGACCCAAUCGCUAGCUUCAUCCGCGUCUGUUGAAAGUGGCCUGAGGUCGAUGGCCGGUCGAAGUAGGACCACAUCUUGGCAACCACCUUCCACAAGUCGGAGGACAUCAGCAUUUUCCCCAUCCAUCAGACCACAGAAGAAAAGAGCCAGCUCUGGCCACAGCCGCAAGACGUCAACCCAGCCAGUUGCUGGCAUCACAGCAUUGUCACCCAUCAAAGCAAGCCCAGCGCGUCCGAAAAGGGUUGAUGCCAACCAGGAAAUUAGCACAGGAUUGAAACGUGCCGAUUCCACCACUUUGGGCUCUUUAGCAAAGGAGCUGAAGAUCCUCGACAAUCGUUCGUCCACUAACUCAUCACAUCCGACGCUUCCCUCCUCGCCCACAUUUUACGACUCGUCGAGCUCUGAAUCGAUUCCCGAAAUCUACAAGAAUGCUCCUUUGGUGGCAGUGAAACCGCUGACAUCUCCUGCGCCACCCACCCCAAGAACGCCUCAGCAACGAGUCGAGAGUUUCGAUGCAUCCGCUGGUGAUACGUCCUCGCAUGAAGAAUCCAACCGUUUCUUUGCGGACGCAGAUAUUGAUCUCGCACUUGACUUGGAUAAUUUUGAGUCACUUUGCGAUGAAUUUUUCAACUCUCCAACACUAUCAAGCGACAAUUUCAGUCAUGUAUCUUUUGAGACAGGGGACGGGAGAAUGAAGGACAGUCCCGUUGCCGGCACUCCUAUCUUGAGCCCAUAUUUAAAUGAGGUCAACUUCCCUCUUCCCUUUCAUACCCCGUCCAUGAACACGGCUCCCCCUGGAAUGUUUUAGGGUACGAUGCACUUUUCGCCCUCCCGACUUUCGGCUUUUCGACUUUUCGGACGACCGAUUAUCAUUUUUAACUAUUGAAUUUUGAUUACGACUACCCUUCCCGUUUUCUCUUGGUUCUAACGACUUUUGAUGCCAUUACUCUUGUAUUGACCUUCUACGAUGUCCCGGAAAUUGAGCUGAAGCGGCCGACGUUGGACGCUCUACUUGUUUCCUCCACGAAUUUUCUUUCUCUUUUUUCAGCCGACCUUUGUCGACGACCUUUGUCGACUUAUGAUGUUAUGUAUCGAUUUGCUCUAGAAUAGUGUUCGGAACAGGCUCAUAUUCUGUGACCAGUCUGUGGGAAAGGUUUCGGUUGGGCUAUGAGAAAAAUGAUGGCUGCUCGCGCGGCAAAAGACCCAGAAUUGGGUCACUUUGAUGAUGUUGAAGAUUAAUACGAAGAUAUCCGAGGAAAUGUACUCCGUAUACUUGCGGUUUCUGCAAGGGAACGAAUGAACAUAAAAAC
Exophiala oligosperma is the source of this 2821-nucleotide messenger RNA. RefSeq lists its product as uncharacterized. The record is from RefSeq and is a predicted model, not a curated record. The coding region runs from base 268 to 2319 and encodes 683 amino acids. The transcript has a single exon. NCBI's taxonomy places the organism in Eukaryota, Fungi, Ascomycota, Eurotiomycetes, Chaetothyriales, Herpotrichiellaceae.